This is a messenger RNA of Nannospalax galili (Upper Galilee mountains blind mole rat), 5355 nucleotides long. RefSeq names its product DNA methyltransferase 1 (gene Dnmt1). Gene Ontology annotation, cellular component: nucleus. Lineage: Eukaryota; Metazoa; Chordata; Mammalia; Rodentia; Spalacidae. Bases 7 to 5073 code for a protein of 1688 amino acids. Gene Ontology annotation, molecular function: DNA (cytosine-5-)-methyltransferase activity; DNA binding; chromatin binding. The transcript is spliced from 39 exons. The record is from RefSeq and is a predicted model, not a curated record.
UUGCGCAUGUGCAGUGGGCCUGGCGCAAGUCGCCCCCGCAGCCCGUUUUCCACAUGGUACGCCCUGCCUCGGCUCGCACCGCCCCCUCCCUGUUGGUUUCCGCGCGAAAAAGCCUGGGCCUCGCUCUUCAGCUGCCAGCGCUGUCUUGUCGCUGUCUUGUCCGCGAUGCCGGCCAGAACCGCCCCGGCCCGGGUACCUGCGCUCGCCUCGCCAGCCAUCUCGCUGCCCGAGCAUGUCCGCAGGCGGCUCAAAGACUUGGAAAGAGACAGUUUAACAGAAAAGGAGUGCGUUAAGGAAAAAUUAAACCUCUUGCAUGAAUUUCUGCAAACAGAAAUAAAGAAUCAGUUAUGUGAUUUGGAGACCAAAUUACAUAAAGAGGAAUUAUCUGAGGAGGGCUACCUGGCUAAAGUCAAAUCCCUUUUAAAUAAAGAUUUGUCCUUGGAGAACGGAGCUCAGUCUCUCGCCCGAGAAGCCAACGGCUGUGCAGCCAACGGGAGCCAGCCAAGCCGUGAGGGCCGCAGAGCAGGAAUGGCUGACUCAAACCCUCUCCCCAGACCCAGCCCCAAGCCUCGGGCAUCCAGGAGAAGCAAGUCCUACGCUGAAGCUUCAUCUAGCUCCAUUGUUACAAGGAGAGCCACCAGGCAGACCACCAUCACAUCUCAUUUCACAAAAGGCUCGGCCAAACGGAAACCAGAGGAAGAAUCUGAACGCAUAGCCUCGGAGGAGUCUGAAGUGGAGAGAGACCAGGAUGAGAAGAGACGAAGAGUUACAUCCACAGAACAAGAUGGAGUUUUUAUGGAAGAGCCAGAAAGAGUAACGCCGGGAACCCACACUGAUGAGCAAGAUGAGCAGGAGGAUGACAGAUUUCACAGGCAAAGCCGAGAAAGAACAUCCAGGCAGAGAUCACAUGAGGAACUGGACAGAGAGACAAGACCAGGAACCCACACUGAAAUGGAGGACGAAGGCGAAGAUGAAAGAAAGCCCAGAAGUCAACCCAGAGAUUUAGCUGCCAAGCGGCGAUCCGAGGAGGCUGAACCAGAGCGGGUGACUCCACAGACUCCUGAGGGCAGAGACGAGGAUGAAAGGGAAGAGAAGAGGCGCAAGACAAUAUCCAAAGAACCAGUUGAGAAAAAAGCAGCCCGUAACAAAGUGUCCAUGAACUCAAAGAUCCAGCCGCCACGCUGUGUCCAGUGUGGUCAGUACCUGGACGACAUGGACCUCAAGUACCAGCAGCACCCACCCGAUGCUGUGGAGGAGCCGCAGAUGCUGACUAAUGAGAAACUCUCAAUCUUUGAUGCCAAUGAGUCGGGUUUUGAGAGCUAUGAGGCCCUGCCUCAGCAUAAGCUCACAUACUUCAGUGUGUACUGCAAGCGUGGCCACCUGUGUCCCAUUGACACGGGUCUCAUCGAGAAGAAUGUUGAACUCUACUUUUCUGGUACUGCAAAGGCCAUCUAUGAAGAUAACCCAUCUUUGGAAGGUGGUGUUAAUGGCAAAAACCUUGGGCCCAUCAAUGAGUGGUGGAUCACUGGCUUCGAUGGAGGCGAGAAGGCACUUAUCGGCUUCAGCUCCUCAUUUGCAGAAUAUAUCCUCAUGGAACCGAGCCCUGACUAUGCACCAAUAUUUGGGCUGAUGCAGGAGAAAAUUUACAUCAGCAAGAUUGUGGUUGAGUUCCUUCAGGGCAAUCCUGAUGCCACCUAUGAAGACCUGAUCAACAAGAUUGAGACUACCGUCCCACCUUCUGCCAUCAACCUGAACCGGUUUACAGAGGACUCUCUUCUGCGCCAUGCCCAGUUCGUGGUGGGCCAGGUAGAGAGUUAUGAUGAUGCCAAGGACAGCGAUGAGCCACCUAUCUUCCUGUCCCCCUGCAUGAGAGAUCUGAUCAAGCUGGCUGGGGUCACCCUGGGACAGAGGCGAGCUGAGCGCCGUCAGACCAUCAGACACUCUGCCAAGGAGAAGGACAAGGGGCCUACCAAGGCCACCACCACCAAGCUCGUCUACCAGAUCUUUGACACCUUCUUUGCAGAGCAGAUUGAGAAGGAUGACAGAGAGGACAAGGAGAAUGCCUUCAAGCGCCGCCGCUGUGGUGUCUGUGAGGUUUGUCAGCAGCCCGAGUGUGGGAAGUGCAAGGCCUGCAAGGAUAUGGUCAAGUUCGGAGGCACUGGACGGAGUAAGCAGGCCUGUCUCAAGAGGAGGUGUCCCAAUAUGGCCAUGAAGGAGGCAGAUGAUGACGAUGAGGAGGUUGAUGACAUCCCAGAGGUACCUUCGCCCAAGAAGAUGCACCAGGGCAAGAAAAAGCAGCAAAACAAGGCUCGAAUCUCCUGGACUGAAAAGUACGUGAAGGUUAUUGACAAGAGGUACUAUCACGAGACGGUGUGCAUUGACGAUGAAAUCCUGGAGGUGGGGGACUGUGUCUCCGUCAUCCCUGACGACCCCUCCAAACCGCUCUACCUAGCCAGGGUCACAGCCUUGUGGGAGGAAGCCAACGUGAAGAUGUUCCAUGCACACUGGUUCUGUAUGGGGACUGACACAGUCCUUGGGGCCACCUCUGACCCCUUGGAGCUGUUCCUGGUGGGCGAGUGUGAGGACAUGCAACUGUCAUACAUCCACAGCAAGGUCAAGGUUGUCUACAAAGCACCUUCUGAGAACUGGGCCAUGGAGGGAGGCAUGGAUCCCGAGGCCAUGCUGCCCACUGCUGAAGAUGAUGGCAAGACUUACUUCUACCAGCUGUGGUAUGACCACGAGUACGCCAGGUUUGUGUCCCCUCCAACGACCCAGCCAACGGAGGAGAACAAGUUCAAGUUCUGUCUGGGCUGUAUCCGGCUAACUGACCUGAAGCAGAAGGAAAUGCCCAAGGCCUUGGAGCAGAUUAACGAGGUGGAUGGCCGGCUUUACUUUAGGUCUGUCACCAAGAACGGUGUGCUCUACCGGAUAGGUGACAAUGUCUACCUGCCCCCUGAGGCCUUCUCCUUCAACAUCAAGCUGUCCAGCCCUGUGAAGCGUCCCCGGAAGGAGCCUGUGGAUGAGGACCUGUACCCUGAGCACUACCGGAAGUACUCAGACUACAUCAAAGGCAGCAAUCUGGAUGCACCUGAGCCCUUCCGCAUUGGCCGGAUCAGGGAGAUCCACUGUGGCAAGAAGAACGGCAAGGUCAACGAGGCGGAUCUCAAGAUCCGGAUCAACAAGUUCUACCGGCCUGAGAACACUCACAAGUCCACCCCGGCGAGCUACCACGCAGACAUCAACCUGCUGUACUGGAGUGAUGAGGAGACAGUGGUGAACUUCAGUGACGUGCAGGGCCGCUGCACUGUGGAGUAUGGGGAGGACUUGGCCGAGUGCCUACAGGACUAUUCCCAGGGGGGCCCCGACCGCUUCUACUUUCUUGAGGCCUAUAAUGCCAAGAGCAAAAGCUUUGAAGACCCUCCAAACCAUGCCCGCAGCCCUGGGAACAAGGGCAAAGGAAAGGGGAAAGGGAAAGGGAAGGCAAAGUCACAGGUGUCUGAGCCCAUUGAGACCAGUGAGCCUGAGGCGGCCAUCAAGCUAUCCAAGCUGCGAACCCUUGACGUGUUUUCUGGCUGUGGAGGGUUAUCAGAAGGAUUCCACCAAGCAGGUGUCUCGGAGACGCUGUGGGCCAUUGAGAUGUGGGAGCCAGCAGCCCAAGCAUUCCGGCUGAACAACCCAGGCUCCACCGUGUUCACAGAGGACUGCAACGUGCUACUUAAGUUGGUUAUGGCUGGGGAGGUGACCAAUUCUCUGGGUCAGCGGCUGCCACAGAAGGGUGAUGUGGAAUUGCUAUGUGGUGGACCACCCUGCCAGGGCUUCAGUGGCAUGAACCGCUUCAACUCCCGAACCUAUUCCAAGUUCAAGAACUCCCUGGUGGUCUCCUUCCUCAGCUACUGUGACUACUACCGGCCACGGUUCUUCCUGCUGGAAAAUGUCAGGAACUUUGUCUCCUUCAAGCGCUCCAUGGUGCUGAAGCUCACGCUGCGCUGCCUGGUCCGCAUGGGCUACCAGUGCACCUUUGGUGUGCUGCAGGCUGGACAGUAUGGUGUGGCUCAGACACGCAGGCGAGCCAUCAUUCUAGCCGCUGCCCCAGGUGAAAAGCUGCCUCUGUUCCCAGAGCCUCUACAUGUGUUUGCGCCCCGAGCCUGCCAGCUGAGCGUUGUGGUAGAUGACAGGAAGUUUGUCAGCAACAUCACCAGGCUCAGCUCAGGCCCAUACCGGACCAUAACGGUGCGGGACACCAUGUCUGACCUGCCUGAGAUCCGGAAUGGAGCAUCAGCAUCUGAGAUAUCCUACAAUGGGGAGCCACAGUCCUGGUUCCAGAGGCAGCUUCGGGGUUCGCACUACCAGCCCAUCCUCAGGGACCACAUCUGCAAGGACAUGAGCCCAUUGGUGGCUGCCCGCAUGAGGCACAUCCCCCUGGCCCCAGGCUCGGAUUGGCGUGAUCUGCCCAAUAUCCAGGUGCAGCUGACUGAUGGCACGCUGGCUAAGAAAUUGCGCUAUACCUUCCACGACAAGAAGAAUGGUCGCAGCAGCUCCGGAGCCCUGCGAGGUGUCUGUUCCUGUGUGGAAGCUGGCAAGGCGUGCGAUCCCACGGCUCGGCAAUUCAACACUCUCAUCCCCUGGUGCUUGCCACACACCGGAAACCGCCACAACCACUGGGCUGGGUUGUAUGGGCGCCUCGAGUGGGAUGGGUUCUUCAGCACCACCGUCACCAACCCCGAGCCCAUGGGCAAGCAGGGCCGUGUGCUGCACCCUGAGCAGCACCGGGUGGUGAGCGUGCGUGAGUGUGCCCGCUCGCAGGGCUUCCCUGACACCUACCGGCUCUUUGGCAACAUUCUGGACAGACACCGGCAGGUGGGUAAUGCCGUGCCACCUCCACUGGCCAAAGCAAUUGGCCUAGAGAUCAAGCGCUGUAUGCUGACCAAAGCUCAGGAAUGUGCCUCAGCUACAGUUAAAUCGAAAAUGGAAGAGAAGAAAAAGGAGGUGGAGAAGGAAGAGGUGGAGGCAGAGGAGAAGGCGGUGGAGGAGAAGGAGGAGGUGGAGGAAGUGGAGGUGACCACCAUGGACUAGUGCUCUCAUCCCCUUGCCCUGGCACCAGGAGCCCCCACAUGCACUGAUAUUGUUUUUAACCUGUCAUGCCCCGUUGGUUGAAAUGUGUUGUGCAGUGUCCGUGGCUGCGGUUGGCAAAGCUGAGAUUUGCUUUGUGACCGAGCCAUGCAGUCGUGUGCGUGUUCUGGAUUUUAAAAGUUUUUAUUAUGCAUUAUAUCAAAUUACCACUGUACAAGUGGAAAUGAAGACUUUAUGUAGUUUUUAUAUGUUGUAAUAUUUCUUCAAAUAAAGCUCUCCUGUAAA